Molecule: messenger RNA, 1599 nt
Organism: Uranotaenia lowii
Lineage: Eukaryota; Metazoa; Arthropoda; Insecta; Diptera; Culicidae
Gene: Dph1
Product: 2-(3-amino-3-carboxypropyl)histidine synthase subunit 1
Exons: 3
Coding region: 219-1562 (447 amino acids)
Biological process (GO): protein histidyl modification to diphthamide
Molecular function (GO): 2-(3-amino-3-carboxypropyl)histidine synthase activity
Source: RefSeq, a predicted model, not a curated record
UUACCCUAUUUGUUUGGGGUCGUGUUUUGGGGGUUUUGGGUUGACGACAUUGCACGCGUGUGUUUUGUCACGUAGUCCAGCUGGUCAGUUCCGCGUGAAUUUCGAAAACUAACUAAUUGAACUUUUACUAAUUAACUUGAUUGACCAUCAAUGUUAAGGAUAGGCGAAGGUAGAACUGAUUAUCCAUAGAAGGUAACAGCAGGAAAGGCGGUCAAACGAUGGCAGCAUCAGAGGUUCAAACGGCAGCGGUCCUUGCCUCGCCGGAUGUUACGAUAGUUAAAGCUAAACCUGUGAGGAAGGUGUUUAAAGGAGCCACCAGAGUGAUAAAUAAAAUACCCCAGUCGCUGCUGAACGACCCUGAACUGAACAAUGCUAUUGGGGUGCUGCCGACAAAUUAUAACUUCGAAUUGCACAAAACCAUCUGGCGCAUCCGGGAAUCGGGCGCUAAAAGAGUGGCGCUGCAAUUGCCGGAAGGACUGCUUAUGUUUUCCCUCAUAAUCAGUGAUAUUAUUGAACGCUUCACCGAAGCUGACACAGUCAUAAUGGGCGAUGUUACUUAUGGCGCUUGUUGUGUGGAUGACUUUACGGCAAAGGCUCUUGGAGCGGAUCUGCUUGUUCACUACGGUCACAGCUGCCUCAUUCCGGUUGACCAAACAGUUGGCAUCAAGGUUCUGUAUGUGUUCGUAGAUAUUAAAAUUGACGCCCUACACUUUAUCGAGAGUGUGAAACUGAAUUUUUCAAAAGAGCGUAAGCUGGCCCUCGUGAGUACCAUUCAGUUUGUGGCAACACUUCACUCGGCGGCAAAGGAGCUACGGGAAGUUGAAUACGACGUCACUAUUCCUCAAUCCAAACCACUCAGUCCAGGAGAAAUACUCGGCUGUACCGCCCCUCGACUGGCUGACGAAAGAAUUCUGAUCUACCUGGGCGAUGGAAGAUUUCACCUGGAAGCUGCAAUGAUAGCGAAUCCUCAGCUAGAAGCUUACAAAUAUGAUCCCUACGAGAAAAAGUUCACCCGAGAACACUACGACCACGCUGAAAUGCGAAGAAACAGGAAAAAAGCCAUUGAUGCUAGUAGAGAAGCGAAGAAAUUCGGCCUCAUUCUUGGAACCCUAGGUCGGCAAGGUUCUACAAAGGUUAUGGAGCAUCUUCAGCGCCGGCUAAAACAUCACAAAAGACAAGCUGUUAUAAUAUUGCUCUCGGAAAUUUUUCCUAGUAAAUUGGAAUUAUUCAAAGAUAUUGACGCAUUCGUUCAGGUCGCCUGCCCUCGUUUAUCAAUCGACUGGGGGACUGCUUUCCCGAAACCACUGUUGACGCCUUACGAACUCUCUGUGGCACUGGGAGAUGCCCAGUGGAAACUGGACGAAGCAAGUGUUGAACAGAAUAAUCCCGAAAUCAGUAACUCGUCGUCACAACACCCCGAAGCUUACCCAAUGGAUUUUUAUGCCAAUAAAAGUCUCGGUGAAUGGACCCCCAAUCAUAAGCCGUUGGACGUAUGUGAAAAUUCUUUGGACGGAGGAUGCUGUGGGAAGUGUACUGAGGAAAAAAAUCAGCCUAAGAAAUGAUAAUCAUUGAUGUCUGAUAGCUUAGAUUAUGUUUAUU